CAGCCGCAGCCCAAGUUCCUAGUUCCGGCAACAACCCCACUUCCUCUUCCGCCUUCGUCCCGGAAAAUGUCCGUCUACAGCCGGAACCUUUUUACGGCAACGUUGAGACCUGCGGAGGGUUCCUGCUUCAAUGCCAACUAAUCUUCCAACAGGCCCCCAGGUAUUAUCAGGCCGAUCACAGCCGCAUAUCUCUGAUUGUUAAUUCACUCCGCAGCAAGGCGCUUCAGUGGGCUCAGGCUUUCCUAGCCACCCAUCCCAUCACACACCUACCUUUCGACCGCUUCAUUGGGGAAUUCCGUCUAGUGUUUGACCAACCCAGAAAGCAGGAAGAAGCCACCCGGCGGUUACUGAGUCUCAAACAAGGUAACCGCCCGCCAGAAGCGGACACCUUUGAAGACCUUGUCGCCGCCUCCUUGAGGUCCGAUGUCCGGUUACGUGAACGCCACGCCGAACAAAAGCGAAUUGGAUCUGGCAGUGCCCUCGGUCCAGCUCCACCUCCAACGGUGUCGGAACAUCUGGCUGCAGACCAGGGCGGCUCUCCUUCGCACUAAGGAGAGCAACUGCCAGAUAGCCAACCGCCACAGGGGGGUGAGUCCCAGUUACCAGCCUGGCCAAAAGGUUUGGUUAUCUGCCCGAAACAUUCCUCUCCAAGCCUCAUCCCGUAAAUUGGCCCCCAAAUUCAUCGGGCCCUACACCAUUGACCGGGUCGUCAAUCCUGCUUGUGUCAGGCUGCGUCUCCCGGCAGCCCUUAAGGUGCAUCCCACGUUCCACGUUUCUCAGGUCAAGCCGGUCACUGAGAGUCCGCUUUGCCCGCCGUCCACUUCCCCGCCACCCGCCCGUACCAUCGACGGCGCCCCCGCCUUUACGGUCAGCAAGAUCCUGGAUGUCCGGCGCCGUGGGCGGGGUGUGCAGUUUCUGGUGGAUUGGGAGGGGUAUGGUCCGGAGGAACGUUCUUGGAUUUCCCGUUCCCUGAUUCUGGACCAUACCCUCAUCGACGACUUCUACCGGGCCCAUCCGGAUCGUCGUCUUGGACCGCCAGGUGGCGGUUGUUGA
Molecule: messenger RNA, 1053 nt
Organism: Oryzias latipes (Japanese medaka)
Lineage: Eukaryota; Metazoa; Chordata; Actinopteri; Beloniformes; Adrianichthyidae
Source: RefSeq, a predicted model, not a curated record